GGGGGGGGGGUGUUAUGUCAUAUUGUGAGUGGGUGGGAUAUUGGGGGGAAUAACUAAUGUCAUAUCAAGUCAGUUACUUGACGAUCAAGCUCAACAUGUUACAGAAGAAGCGGUGGGUGUGAUGCGGUCAGGUGCCGCUCCAUUCAUUCACUGGACGCUGCGUAGCAGAGCCAUCGUGCGGGAUAGCAAACAUGACAUCGAGCCUGGUGCCUUAGCUGAGGAGGUGGAGGAGGACGGUGACUCGGCUCAGCGGGGGCGGCAUGGGUUGCGCACCCAGCAUCCACGUCUCGCAGAGCGGCGUCAUCUACUGCCGCGACUCGGACGAGUCCAACUCGCCACACCAGACCACCACCACCAUCUCGCAGGGGGGCGGCGGCGGCGCGCUGCACGGCCUCUUCAUCAAGACCGAUGCGGCCGACGCCAUCCCGUCCGUCAUCGCCUACCAGAGCAGACAUUCGAGCUUCAACUCCCGCCGGGAGCGCCGGGAUACUGGCGGAGGCGGAGGGGGCGCCCACGUCCUCAUCGAGGCCGAGACGCAGACCGGCGACGCCGGCGUCAAGCAGGUUUCCUCUACGGAACGAUGUGUGGGACCCAUGAGAGUGAGCCAGGAGCCCAUUCAAGUGUUGCUUGUAUUCGCCAAAGAGGACGGCCAGAGCGACGCUUUGUGGUGGGCGUGUGACCGCGCCGGUUUCAGGUGCAACAUCGCCCGGACGCCCGAAUCUGCACUCGAGUGUUUCCUGGACAAGCAUCACGAGAUCGUUGUCAUUGAUGGGCGCCACUCACGCUACUUUGAGCCCGAGGUUGUAUGCCGUAUGAUCCGUGCUAGGAAGCACUCCGAAAACACUGUUAUUCUCGCCGUUGUGCCACAAAAGCCAUCUGACCAGGAUGAAUCGUCUGUUUUUCCUCUGCUAUGUGCCGGAUUCAGCCGAAGGUUUGUGGAGAACACCAGCGUGUCGGCGUGCUAUAAUGAACUGGUUCAACUUGAGUACGGAGAAGUGCGAUGCCACUUCAAACUCAGGGCUUGUAACUCGGCCUUCACGGCUCUGGAAAAGUGCCAGGAAGCCGUGGAGAUCACCAGUGAAGACCACAUCAUACAGUACGUGAACCCCGCCUUUGAACGCAUGAUGGGCUACCACAAGGGUGAACUGAUCGGCAAGGAGCUGACCGAGCUACCGAAGAGCGACAGAAACAGGGCAGAUCUCUUGGACGCUAUCAACACCUGCAUUGAAAAAGGAAAAGAAUGGCAGGGAAUUUACUACGGAAGAAAAAAGUCGGGUGACAGUAUGGCACAACAUGUGAAUAUAACACCAGUCGUCGGGCAAGGAGGGAAGAUCCGACACUUUGUAGCCAUCAAGAGACCACAUGCCGACAACAACAGUCAAUGUCAGGUGCACAAGUAUAACAAGGAGGAUCUGUGCAGCGUUGAAUACUCACACUCAGAGUGCCACUCUCUACUCCACCGCGAUAGGAGGAAAGACUCGAUGGAUUCGAGAUCACUCAGCUCACGCAGCAGUGACGCCGCCGGUUCACAGAACCGCAGACACUCCUCCAUCGCCAGGAUUCACUCCAUGACCAUCGAGGCUCCCAUCACCAAGGUGAUCAACAUCAUCAAUGCUGCCCAGGAGAACAGUCCGUUGACGGUGGCUGAGGCUCUGGAGCGCGUUCUGGAGAUCCUGAGGUCUGCCGAGCUCUAUUCGCCUCAGCUGGCGUCCAAGGAUGACGACCCGCACACAAAUGACCUGGUCGGCGGGCUUAUGAGUGGCGGUCUGCGGCGGCUAUCUGGCAACGAGUAUGUUUUCUCGAAAAACAUCAGCCAAAGCCAGCUGGCAAUUCCGGUCGCACUGAGCGACGUCCCUCAGUCCAUUGCUGACAUGCUUAACGAUGAGGAAUGCUGGGAGUUCAACAUCCUCGACUUGGAGGCGGCCACGCAUAAGAGGCCGCUGACUUACCUGGGCCUGAAGAUCUUCUCCAGUUUCGGGGUGUGCGACUUCCUCGACUGUACGGAGACGUCGCUGCGCUCUUGGCUGCAGCUGAUGGAGGCCAGCUACCACUCGUCCAACUCCUAUCAUAACUCAACGCAUGCUGCCGACGUGUUGCACGCCACUGCAUACUUCUUACGCAAGGAGCAAGUCAAGAGCAGUCUCGAUCAGCUGGACGAAGUGGCGGCGUUGAUUGCGGCCACUGUGCAUGAUGUGGACCAUCCCGGCCGCACCAACUCAUUCUUGUGUAACGCUGGCAGCGAGCUGGCUGUCCUGUAUAAUGACACGGCGGUGCUGGAGAGCCACCACGCUGCCCUCGCCUUCCAGCUCACCAUGCGCGACGGCAAGAGUAACAUCUUCAAGAACAUUGAGCGGAACCAGUUCCGAACGUUGCGACAGGCCAUCAUUGACAUGGUGCUGGCCACGGAGAUGACGCGUCAUUUUGAACACGUCAACAAGUUUGUCAACAGCAUCAACAAGCCCGUGGUGGCCAUCGAGGACACCAACACUUGUAGCAUGAGCAGCGACUGUGAGGGUCAAACAAACAUGAAGAACUCUCCAGAGAACCGGCUGCUGAUCAAGCGAAUGCUAAUAAAGUGCGCCGAUGUGGCCAACCCAUGCAGGCCGCUGGAGCUCUGCAUCGAAUGGGCGGGGCGCAUCUCCGAGGAGUACUUUGCUCAGACGGAUGAAGAGAAGAGGCAGGGGCUGCCCGUGGUGAUGCCAGUGUUUGACCGCAACACCUGCAGCGUGCCCAAGUCACAGCUCUCCUUCAUCGAUUACUUCAUCACCGACAUGUUUGAUGCCUGGGAUGCAUUUGCCAGCCUGCCGGGUCUCAUGGAGCACCUCUCGGAGAACUACAAAUACUGGAAGACUCUGGAUGACAUGAAAUGCAAGAGUCUUCGUCCUCCGCUGCCAUCUUGACUGCCAACAUCGUGGCGGUCCUCACAUGGAGGGGACACGUCUGUUGCCUGAGAGAUUUUUAAAAGAAAAACAAUAAUUAUUACACAUUAGACAUGCAGGUGUGACAGAAACUGCUGAAACUACGAAGAUUGUGGGUUGUUCGCAAUGUUUUGUCCUUGUGUUAAAUGAACUUUUAUAUGUCAAAACUCCAGGUAGGGAAAAUACGCGUGCUGAAGAAAAAAUAUAAAACAUCCCUACUGUUUGCGUAUAACCAAAUAGCACCGCCUUGUGGAUAUAAUGUGUUCCUCCAGGCUCCUUGGAUGAAAGGAUUGAAGGCUGAUUCAUUCUGACAUAUGGACACCAAAUUAGUGAUUUAACGGUCAUGUUUAGACAACUAUCUAAUUUGAAAAUGCCAGGUCAAUGAAAGAAAUAUAAGCGAAAAACAUGGGAAUUGAAAGAGCCUAUGACCAUGGAAGGACUUGUGAAAGAAGAUGGCAGUUUACAUGUAUUCAUAAUGAGGAAAAAAGGUUAUGUGAACGAGCUCUGUGAUGUCUCAGUUUUGGAAGUGCUGCUGUUGAGGUAGGACAACUCUGUGGAGCAGACUACAUUUUACUUACAAAGCAGGUUAAAAUGAAUUUGUUUGUUUAAAAAUAUAAUGAUACGCUGGGUACUGGUUAGCACGUCCGCCUCACAGUGCAGAGGUGCAAGGUUCGAUACCGGCAGAUGUGAAUGCGAAUGUUCGUCUAUGUCUGAGUAAGCAGCGAUUAGCUGGCAACCAGUUCAGGGUGUACCCCAAAGACAACCGGGAUAGGCUCCAUGACGCCCGCGACCCGCGUGUGGAUAAAUGGACGAGAAAAUGGAUGGAUGGCAUUGUUUUCGUGUGCGAUCAACGAGUAACACGUGACUCCACUCAGCCAAUAGAGCUAAUAAGCACUCAGACACUGGACAGCGCGCUUGCAAGCAACAUCU
Molecule: messenger RNA, 3848 nt
Organism: Hippocampus zosterae (dwarf seahorse)
Lineage: Eukaryota; Metazoa; Chordata; Actinopteri; Syngnathiformes; Syngnathidae
Gene: pde8b
Product: phosphodiesterase 8B
Exons: 22
Coding region: 261-2900 (879 amino acids)
Biological process (GO): signal transduction
Molecular function (GO): 3',5'-cyclic-AMP phosphodiesterase activity
Source: RefSeq, a predicted model, not a curated record